This is a messenger RNA of Rotaria sordida, 951 nucleotides long. Lineage: Eukaryota; Metazoa; Rotifera; Eurotatoria; Philodinida; Philodinidae. The record is from the annotation of a GenBank genome assembly.
AUGCAUCGAGGUAACUUUCAGCAACUUUUACUUCGUCAUGUACGCGAUGAAGUGGGUGAAACAUCGAUUCGUCUUGAUCAGAAAUUAGUCACGUUUCAAUCGCAUUCAGACCAUGUGGAAGUUGAUUUUGUCAAUCCAUCUACGGGUGAUCGAAAUAUCGAGCUGGCUAAAGUACUCAUAGGUGCUGACGGAAUUAAUUCGACUGUGCGCAAGAUUCUAUAUCCCGACGAGGAUCGUCCUCUCUGGCGAGGUCUCACUGUAUGGCGCGGUGUAACACCAACGGAAAAACUUUUCUUGGACGGACGAACCAAGAUUUUAAUGGGAAAUCCAAACGAACUUGAACUGGUCGUGUAUCCUGUGAGCAGCAAUCUUAUUAAUUGGGCUUGUCUCGCUCGAACUGAAGAUCCAGACGUCCAAACUUCGCCAGUGACAGUUGAAUGGAACAAUAUCGGUCGUGUUGAAGAUCUUCUUCCUUUAAUAUCGAACAUGAAACUCGCCUUUCUCGAUAUUAAUCAUCUCAUCCAAUCUUCAAUGAUUAUCAAUAAAUUUCCGUUGACCGAUCGUGAUCCUCUUCCUCGAUGGACACACAAUCGUGUGACUUUACUUGGUGAUGCUGCCCAUCCGAUGUAUCCAAAUGGAAGUAAUGGAGCCUCUCAAGCUAUUCUAGAUGCUCGUGGACUUGUUCUUUGCUUUCGUCAACAUGGUGUCACUCCUCAAGGUCUUCAAGCGUACGAUGAUCUCCGACGUCCAGUUGCAAAUACUGUCGUUCUAGCAGCUCGGCAAUAUGGCAUUGAAGAACUUCUAAAAAUUGUCGAUGAGCGUGCUCCAUGUGGAUUUCAACAAUUGUCGGAUGUCAUUCCAUCAGCAGAAUUCGAAGUCAUGAUGUCAAACUUCAAAAAGGUGGCUGGAUUGAACGUGCAACAAAUUAACCAAGAGCCACCUCUCUUUUAG